CACUUCCCAUCAGCUGAUCAUCUUCAGUCGCUUUGGAAAUUUGGCCAUGCCAAGCCCCCGACCUCCUCACCCAUUAAAAACGAGCUCCCGUUUGAGACUUUUUUUAGUCUUUUAAGAGCGUUAAGAGAAAAUGAUGCUCCGGAAGGGUAUUACCGAGAGCUUCGGAGCCGCCAUCCACGCCCUGGGCGCCGGCCAACUGACAGAUGGCGUGUUAAGACGGAGCAAGCGGAUGAUGCUGGACAACCUGGGCGUCGGACUGUUGGGAUCCAGGACGGAGGUGUUCGACAAGGCUCUCAAGUACAGCCAGUUGUUCCGGUCCGAGGAAGAGAAGAGCAGCGUCUGGGGCAAACCGGACGUCACCCUGCCGCCGCACUUUGCUGCUUUCGUCAACGGCGUUGCGGUUCACGCCAUGGACUUUGACGACACGUGGUACCCGGCGACUCACCCCUCGGGGGCCGUGCUGCCCGCGCUGAUGGCCUUGGCGGAGGUCACGCCCAGACGGCCCUCUGGCCUGGACCUGCUGGUGGCCUUCAACGUGGGCAUUGAAGUGCAGGGCAGGCUCAUGAGGUUCUCCAGGGAGGCCUUCGACAUCCCGAAUAGAUUCCACCCUCCCAGCGUGGUCGGCGUCAUGGGCAGCGCGGCGGCCUCGGCCAAGCUUCUGGGUUUGUCGCCGCAACAGUGCGCUCACGCUCUGGCCAUCGCCGCCUGCUCUGCGGGUGCACCGCUCGCCAACGCCGCCACCGAAACCAAACCUCUGCACAUGGGCUACGCCGCCCAGAGGGGCCUGGAGGCGGCCCGGCUCGCCCAGUUGGGCCUGGAGGGCAAUCCCGCCAUCCUGGAGGUGGCGCACGGAUUCGGGGUUUACUACCAGGACUACAGCCCCUCAGCUUUUGCGCCCUUCGGUGUCUCAGGCUGGGUCCUGGACGAGCAGGAUGUGGCCUUCAAGCGCGUGCCCGCUCAUUUGGGCAUGCACUGGGUGGUCGACGCAGCCAUGGCGGCCCGUGCUAAGCUGGAGGGCGCCACGGGUCAACACUUUGACGUGAACAGAAUUAAGCGAGUCACGCUCCGAGUCCCGCCUUCCAAGUACAUCAACUGCCCCUUUCCCGCCACGGAGCACCAGGCCAGGCAUUCCUUCCAGUUCAACGCCUGCUCCGCCCUCCUGGACGCCGGCGCCUCGGUCCGCUCCUACGGCGCGGCUCAGAUGGAGCGGCCGCUUCUGAAGGCGCUGCUGGCCAAAGUAGAAGUGGAGGUUCCGGGGGACAACCCAGCCAGCUUCGACAAGAUGUACGGCGAGGUCGCCGUGGAGACCCAUCAGGGGGAGACGGCGUCUGCCAGGUGCGAUACCUUUUACGGCCACUGGAGGAAGCCACUGAGUCAGCAGGACCUGGCCAAGAAGUUCGUGGCCAACGCUUCCACGGUGCUGAGCGCCGAGGGAGCAGAAGGAGUGAUGGACAGCAUCAGAAACAUGGAAAGAGAGAGACAUUGCACAAGCUUACACGCCCACAUGCACAUGAGCACACAUAAACAGCAGCAACAAUGGCGCUCAAAGGCUGUCCUUUAAAUCAAGCAAAAUAAUACAAAUAUUUGUAGUUUUAUCUUUCUUUCAAUCUUUUUUGGAUCCUUCGGAUCAUAUUUGUUUUUUAGCAAUAUAAUUUAAGUUUUGUAACAUAUUCAUCGAUGGCUUUACAUGUGAUUGUUUUGUACUGUUUAGUAUGUUGUGUUGUCAGAUAAAAUGUCAAGAAAAAACAGCACAUUAUUACUGUCCAAAAGAAAAGCAUUUUUGCACAUUUUUCUACAAAAAAAAAAAGAAAAAAAAUGUGUAUCUGAGAAACAGUAUUUUAUUUUUAUUUCUUUAAUCCCCA
Entelurus aequoreus (snake pipefish) is the source of this 1862-nucleotide messenger RNA. RefSeq names its product aconitate decarboxylase 1 (gene acod1). The record is from RefSeq and is a predicted model, not a curated record. Gene Ontology annotation, molecular function: lyase activity. The transcript has 5 exons. Bases 131 to 1561 code for a protein of 476 amino acids. Lineage: Eukaryota; Metazoa; Chordata; Actinopteri; Syngnathiformes; Syngnathidae.